AUGACAACUGAACCAGUGGAUCAACAACAACAACAAUAUACUAAUCUAAUUAAUUCAUUACCAAGUAGAUGGGAAAUAGAACUUGAAUUUGUUCAAUCUUUAAGUAAUAUACCUUAUGUGAAUUAUCUUGCUCAGAAUAAUUAUUUAAAUGAUGAAAGUUUUGUAAAUUAUUUGAAUUAUUUACAAUAUUGGACAGAACCUCAAUAUGCUAAAUUUUUAGUUUAUCCAAAUUGUCUACACAUUUUAAAAUUAUUACAGGAUGAAAAUUUUCGUAAGAAUAUUAUCAAUCAAGAAUUUAUGAACAAUUUAAUGAAUGAUAUGGUUAAACGAUGGCAAAAUAAUGAACCGUCGGAACAACAAGCUCAACAAGCUCAAACAAACGAGGAGGAACGAGAGAAGAAUCAAGUUCAACAACAAGUUCCAAUUGAAAAUGGUGGAAUGUAA
Candida tropicalis MYA-3404 is the source of this 444-nucleotide messenger RNA. RefSeq names its product Soh1p (gene SOH1). Gene Ontology annotation, cellular component: mediator complex; core mediator complex. The coding region runs from base 1 to 444 and encodes 147 amino acids. Lineage: Eukaryota; Fungi; Ascomycota; Pichiomycetes; Serinales; Debaryomycetaceae. Gene Ontology annotation, biological process: regulation of transcription by RNA polymerase II. The record is from RefSeq and is a predicted model, not a curated record. Gene Ontology annotation, molecular function: transcription coregulator activity. The transcript has a single exon.